This is a messenger RNA of Paramuricea clavata, 3235 nucleotides long. NCBI's taxonomy places the organism in Eukaryota, Metazoa, Cnidaria, Anthozoa, Malacalcyonacea, Plexauridae. The record is from the annotation of a GenBank genome assembly.
AGGUGCCAAAAUUAAAAUCUGGUGAUCACAAUAGCACCAUAUCUACUGGUACUAUGCUCGCAGAUAUAGGAGCUGGUUUGGCGAUUGUUCCGAUGAUUGCAUUUUUAACAAGCAUCGCUAUUGCGCAGUCGUUUUCAAGAAAGAAUAAGUAUCAAGUUGACCCAAGUCAAGAAUUGAUUGCGUUAGGAGUUGCUAAUGUGGCUAACUCCUUUGUUUCUGGUUUCCCCAUUGCUGGCUGUUUUUCAAGAACAACAGUAAAUUCACUGAGUGGAGUUGCAACACCCUUUGGAGGUAAGAUGUUUUUAAAAUAUAUUGUACAAACUAUGCGAAACCAAUAAUCUCCCUGUUCGGCAUUGACAAUAACACAGAUAUCCAUCGAGAGAAAAAAACAAAAAUUACGGAAAUUUUAGACAAGCACAGCACUGCUUUGGCUACAGUAUUAUCCUAAUUCUUGAUCUUUAGGCUAUCACAAUAGUCAAUACACCCACUAAUGCCUUCACGUAUUGCUUUGCAUCAGUUCCAGGGUGAAAUAAUUUAGUUUUAGUGUUAUUAGCUUUCGUACGUCAUGAUACGAGGAGUUCAACAACAAAGCAAGCUCCAAUCAAGGUUUAACUCAAUAUAACAGUGCUACGCCACUGUUAUUGUUUUUAAGCCAAUUACAGGGGUUGAAAUUUAAAAAAAUUUUACUCCCCUAAGUCGUUACCAGUGAAUAAGAUCUGGUUGAGCCAAAUUUAAUACCAUGUCGCCCUAAAUCAAUGUGUUAUGAAGUAUUAUUAUAAAAUAACAUGUAUAUAACGCGUAUUCUGAUUGGUCGAAAGCCGUGUUUGGAUCAGGCCAUCCAAACACGGAAGACUACCGUGUUGUUGUUAGUUUAUAAAACAAUUACUUUAUGGUUUCCGUGUUUGGAUGGACUGAUCCAAACACUUGGGAAUGUUGCUCGAGUUAAGAAAAGCGGGCAAAAUCACUCGCCUUCGGCUCGUGCAUUUCGCUCGCUUUUCUUAACUCUCGCAACAUUCCCGCGUGUUUGGAUCAGGCCAUCCAAACACGGAAACCAUAAAGUAAUUGUAUAUUUUUGUACAGUAUAUUAUAACAUAAGAAACAGUUGUUUAAUGAGUUGAGAAUUUAUAUGCAAAAGUACAAUGAAAUAAACGUAUGAUCACUGAGAUAUUUUAGGGUACUGUACGAGGUACUGCAUACUUCAUGUAUUUUGCUUUUGCUGGUACUAUAUGACCAGCAAACUUUCCAAGGUAUUCCAAAUCGUGAUUUGUCUGGCAUGAAGCAUAAUUGGACUGAUUGUAUGAGAUCAGACCAAGGUGGAAAGGAAUGUUGGAGUGAUUGUACGUGUUUAUGUGUAUGCAAUUGUACUACUUCUUGUCCUAACUCGUAGUUUUCGAAAGCUCUGCUUAAUGUAUUUUAUUUUAAAGACUAAGUACACCUUGUGUACCAGCUCAAGUACCCCGCAAUAAUCAUUGAAAUACCAUUGAGGUACAUCAUCUAAAUAUCAUUAAUUAUCGUACCCUAAAAGUAAAAGCAUGACAAUUUCACUGAGCACUAAUGUACAGUACAAUUAAGAGAGGUCUGUAACAAAACUAGACUGAGACAAAGGCAUAAUUGCAUUCCAUACAAUAUAUACUGUACAGUGUAUAUAAGUAUGCAUGGGUCAUCAACUAUUCAAUCGAGUGAGAUGCAAACAAAAUAUUAACUUGCAAAAGCAUUCUACCCAAUACACAUAGGGAGUUUCUGCGAAGGGUUUCAAUCCACGUUCAUUCGUACUUGCUAACUGGAUAGAGAGUAAUCCAUAUGACCAAUCUGCAUGCUCAAAACACAAAAGCAAGUACAGUAUACAUAUUGAAGUAUUGAUGUUUUACUUCAAGGUGUGGUCACAAGUUGUGUGGUUCUACUCGCUCUCAGCAUUCUCACACCGUUUUUCCAAUAUAUCCCCAGACCCACCCUAGCUGCAGUGGUUAUUGUUGCUGUUUUGCGGACGGUAAAUAUUCGAAUUAUUAAGAAGAUAUGGCGAAUUAGGAAAAUCGAUGUUGUUCCUUUGGUCGUGACCUUCUUUGCUUGUCUGUAUGAAAUUGCAGUUGGAAUUGCAUGCGGAAUUGCCAUAGCAUUAAUGAUCCUCCUGUACCGUCAUUUUUUACCCAGAGUUGAUUUUCAAAAGGGCGAGAUGUGCUAUAUUAAACUAGACGGGGGUUUGAGUUACAUGGGAGUGCAAUAUGUUAUCACCAAAGUCAGGGAAGUUGCCAUACUCCAUGUUUCCAAACCUGAAACCGUUAUAAUUGACUGUACAUCGAUGUUUGAAUGUGAUUUUACUGUCAGCCAAGGCUUCUUACAAAUCGUUCAAGAUUGUGAACAUGGCGAGAUCAAUGUGAUACUCUUCAAUGUCCGAAACAAUGUUAAGAAGAUGUUAAUUAAUGAUGGAUUAUCACAUGAGUUGUUUAGGAACGAUAUUGAUAGUAUUGAUGGUGAAUUUUCGGGUUUGUUGACUAACGAUAAGGAAAGGAAUGGGAAAACAUUGCCCGAUAAAUCUGACCCAUCUGUGAACAAUGUUAACACAUAGUUAUACAGUCGAACCUGUUUAAUACAGACUUCGAAGGAACAGAGAAUUAAAGAAAAUUGUUCGUUUUCAUCCAUAAGUCGUUUUCAUUUCCAGCAAAAUCCGAUAGUGUCUAAAGUUAUUGAUUUUGCAAGUAGUUAGGUAUCAUAGAAUCUUGAGGGUUACCUUUCCCAUGCGAAAGAAUCAUGAUAUUAGAAUUCCUAUAGGAAUUCAUAUUAGAUUGUGACCCAAACACAGUUACGCUACGUCAUAGACCCUACCUCGAUUCGUAGAAUACGCGAGGAAUCGAGCUAGAGUCUAUGACGUAUAUAGGCUAAAAUCCAGUGGAAAUUCUUAUAGAAUCUUUAUAAUUAUAGAGCAAUAAAUUUCCAAUAGGAUUUGCUAUUAGAAUUUCUAUAGGAAAUUUAUUCUUAUUAAGAUUUUGAAUCAUGCAGAAUUUUCAUGUAGAAGGGUAAUUCUGAAGGUUUUCUGAUAUUUAAGUUUCAAAAGCUCCAGGUUAAGGAUUUUUUUCUGAAGUUGGGUAUAAAUCAGUAGUUCAACAAUUAAAACGUAUAGUCUGUAUUGACGUACUACCACAUUGUGUAUAUUGAAAAAAGAUGUUUGCGUAACUGUAAACGUGAUAUUGCAUAUAACAUCUAUAUCUAUAAUAAAGAGUUAAAUUUAUAUGUAUUUGCC